Molecule: messenger RNA, 361 nt
Organism: Drosophila melanogaster (fruit fly)
Lineage: Eukaryota; Metazoa; Arthropoda; Insecta; Diptera; Drosophilidae
Exons: 2
Coding region: 23-244 (73 amino acids)
Molecular function (GO): serine-type endopeptidase inhibitor activity
Source: RefSeq, marked reviewed
GAAACCGUAAUUGCAUAUAAAAAUGAGAUCGAUCUACUUGGCGCUCAUAUUAUGUUGUUUAUGUCCUUUGAUAACCGCGCAGAACCCCAUCUGUCGCAUAAAGGCCUCUUUUGUGGGAAAGUGCAAGGGUUUCGCCUACAUACCGAGAAAGCAUAGAUGUGUAAGGAUAUCUGGUGACUGCUACGGAAGGGGUAACUUCUUCAAACGAUUCGAGGACUGUCAAGCAAGUUGUAUAGAUUUUUGAAGAUCAUAGAAAAUGCCAGUUUGCACCAAUUACAUCCUGAAUUUGUUAAAACUGAAUACCAAUACAUAACGUAUUUUACUCCUCAAUGGCCAAGUGGCACACCCCAAACUGAGCCAU